This is a messenger RNA of Penicillium chermesinum, 951 nucleotides long. Its product is annotated as glycoside hydrolase family 16 protein. The coding region runs from base 1 to 951 and encodes 316 amino acids. Lineage: Eukaryota; Fungi; Ascomycota; Eurotiomycetes; Eurotiales; Aspergillaceae. The transcript has a single exon. The record is from RefSeq and is a predicted model, not a curated record. Gene Ontology annotation, biological process: carbohydrate metabolic process. Gene Ontology annotation, molecular function: hydrolase activity, hydrolyzing O-glycosyl compounds.
AUGCCAUUCCGACAAGCCCUGCAGGGCAUAAUCGACAAAGCAGACAAGGCCUGGGGAGACCUCAGUCACCAAGCGCCCGCCAUCCCAUCCCACAACAAGCCCGCCCCACCGCCAAUCCCAACCUCAAGCAAACCACCACCGGCAUAUCAAGAACUGCCCUCCCAGCCCCAAGUCUGCUGGUGGCCCAAUCUGCACCCGCAAGCCCCCGUGUCGACAAACUUCCACCAUGAACAAGGCCAGCACGGCUGGGGCAACAAUGAAGCCCAGAACUACAUCGACAGUCCCUACAACUCAUUCCAUUCCCCGCACGGCGACGCCCUGAUCGUCCGCGCCCUGAUCAACCACGGCCACCCGGACCCCGCGCACAAGUUCACCAGCGCCAGACUCUCCAGCCACCAGACCCUCAGCCGGCCCCGCGGCUGCCUGUCCGCCCGGAUCACGGCGCCCGUGGCGCGCGGGAUCUGGCCUGCGUUCUGGCUGCUGCCGAAAGACCCCUUCAAGUGGCCCGAGGACGGCGAGAUGGACAUCAUGGAGGCGUGGAACGGCGAUGCCGUGAACCAUACCUGUCUGCAUUGGGGCCACUUCAAUGGCGAGGACUGGGAUAAGCAUCGUGUGCUGGAGACGCCUGUUCCGAACCUCAGUGCGCCGGGGGGCGUACGGUAUGAUUUCAUCUGGGAUGAGGACGAGGCCUCGGGGAGAGGCCGCCUGGUCUGGCUGAUCGAUGGCAGGCCGAUCAUGAGGGCGGAGAAGCCACCCGGGACGAGGAAGAUGAGCGAGUUUAGGAUCCUGAUCAAUAUUGCUGUUGGCGGCAAUGUUUGCCAGGGAAAUAUGCCCGGUGAUGGGUGCUACGAGAUGGUGGUUCGGGACCUGGCGAUGUGGGAUGCACCGCCGGGGGGUUGGGGAGAGUUUGAUAGAGCUUGGUGGAAUUCUAGAGAUGGAAAUACCAUGUAA